Messenger RNA from Pimephales promelas (fathead minnow), 3978 nucleotides. RefSeq names its product abhydrolase domain containing 6, acylglycerol lipase a (gene abhd6a). The record is from RefSeq and is a predicted model, not a curated record. Gene Ontology annotation, cellular component: membrane; AMPA glutamate receptor complex. NCBI's taxonomy places the organism in Eukaryota, Metazoa, Chordata, Actinopteri, Cypriniformes, Leuciscidae. Gene Ontology annotation, biological process: acylglycerol catabolic process. Gene Ontology annotation, molecular function: monoacylglycerol lipase activity.
AUAUAUUUAUAUUAGCUUGUUUUUUUUUAUUUUCUUAAUUUUCAAUAUCUAUUAUUAAAAUGAAGGAUAAUUAAAUUUAAUCAGUAGAAUAAUUAUUCAGGAGGCAGCUUUUGACAGUUGACCAGACGGCGCGGUGUCAGUUGAUAUCUGUUGCAUUUCUCAACGCUGGUCAUGAUGAACCAAUCACAGCCGUUUGUGGUUACUGGAAAAGGGAUUUUAAUUAAUCAUUUCGUUGAUAUGACUGCUGGCCAAUUUUCUUUUGUAUAAGAGCCAUAUUCAUUUAUUUAAUCAAUUAUAAUUUUAAUUGGACAAGUGAAUCAGUAGACCAGACAUCAUCCUUGAAAUCUGAAUGCGCUUCAAUGUGGGGUUUGGUUAUGUGAGCCGCCGAGCGCCACCUGACGGACGUUUCUGUCAGGAAACUGUUAUUAUCCAGCGACAUUUACCGCCCACUUGAUUCUUCUGAUGUUAGACAUGCACCUGACAGAUGUUCGCUUAUAAUUCCUAUCGACGGAACAUUAUUUCCCCACAUCUAUUCCCCUUUAAAUCGAGCGAACUUCCCUGUUCAGUGAGCUCGUCUGCAGCUCGGCAGUUCAAAGGCUGAUAUGACUGUGCUUUGAUCGGCCUUUACUGGACAUUCUCGCAUUACACGGACAUUUAAAGGAUGGAUUUGGACGUGUUGAACAUGUUCAUCAUUGCCGGAGGGACGCUGGCGAUCCCCAUACUGGCUUUCGUUGCCUCGUUCCUGCUCUGGCCUGCAGCUCUCAUUAAAGUUUAUCACUGGUAUUGGCGCAGGAGGCUGGGAAUGCAGGUGGAUUAUGUCGAAUAUGAAGGAUAUCGCUUCUGUUUCUCUCACAGAGGGAAUCCAGGCGCACGUCCGUCUGUCCUCAUGUUACACGGAUUCUCUGCACACAAGGACAUGUGGCUCGGUGUGGUCAAGUUUCUCCCUCGAAAUUUGCAUUUGGUGUGUGUGGACAUGCCGGGACAUGAAGGUACGACACGCACCGGUGCUGAGGAUUAUUCCAUAGAGGGCCAAGUCAACCGGAUACAUCAGUUUGUGAAGAGCUCCGGCUUGAAGAAAAGGCCUUUCCAUUUGAUCGGCACGUCUAUGGGUGGAAACGUAGCAGGAGUUUAUGCUGCCCGUCACCCGACUGAUCUCUGCGGCGUCACUCUCAUCUGUCCAGCAGGGCUUCAGUAUCCCACUGAAAGUAAGUUUGUUGAGCGUUUGAGGGAACUGGAGAAGAGCCAGGACAGUGACGGGAUCCCGCUGAUUCCCUCUACACCGGAGGAGAUGGAGGAGAUGCUCAGACUGUGUUCCUUCGUGCGCUUUAAGAUUCCUAAACAGAUUCUUCAAGGUCUGGUUGACGUUCGCAUCCCAAACAAUGACUUCUACCGAGAGUGUUUUAUGGAGCUUGUUGGAGAAAAAUCCAGACACUCUUUACAUGAGAACAUGCACCUCAUCUCAACUCCUCUGCAAGUCAUUUGGGGAAAAAACGACCAGGUGUUGGACGUGUCCGGGGCUUCAGUUCUGUCCGAAGCCGUCCCAGGAUCCCAGGUUCAUUUGCUAGACAACUGUGGUCAUUCUGUGGUGAUGGAGCGGCCGAGGAAAUCUGCCCAGCUCAUCCUGGACUUUAUCAUCGCACAGCAGAACGCAGGAAUCAACAGCAACAAGAAACGCUCCUAAAACCGGACUCCCUUUAAUACGUGGCGUACUGGUGGGUCAAAGGUUAAGGAUCUCAGCUACAAACAUAAAGGUGUUGAAGCACAAACUGGACCACACUUCAUACAGAUGCUUUGGAUGAGAGGCUCUUUUAGAAGUAACUAUGUGUGUAAAUAAGCAGUAAAAGUUAUUUUUGUAGUGAACGCUCAGGGACGCUCAGAGUUGAAAAGCACUUCAGAAUCUAUGCAGAUAUAGAUCAGUGUCCUGCAGACAAAAUCCAUUUCUAUUAUACUUAGAUUACAGCAAAAACGCUUGUUGAUUUUUCCUAUUUAUAUCCUGAUAAUUUUCCUUAUGUUUGAACAGAUCAGCUUUUCUGGACAUCAUAGGCACUUCCCUGAACUAAUCAAGGUCAGGGUUACUUUAUUGUCCCCGAAGGGCAAUUAUUUGUACAGCCAGCAGAAAAAAAAACAAGGCACAACACACAACAUUACCACAAGGUACAAAAACACACAUAGUCUCAAAAAAUACAUAGAAAAAUACACUGUAAAACCUGUUGAGUUAGUUCAACUCAAAUCAUUUAAGUUUAUUAUUUCAAACAAUUUAAGCAUAAAAAAAAAUAUUUUGAUUGGUUUCCAAGUAACUCAAUAACUUAUAGUUAAGAUAACUUGGGUAAAUAAAGUUAAUAGUACUAAUUAGUAACUAUAACUUAAAUCUAUGAAGUACACUGUAAACCCGAAUAAGUUGGCAGAACUCAAAUCACUUUUAAUAGUAUAAACUUAGUUAGCUUUAAAAGCUAAUCUGCUGACAUAGUAAAUGCAAACAUAUUCGAAACAGUAUGUUAUAAGCACUGUAUGAGCGUAAUAAUAUAAAGGGAUAAUUUGCUCUCAAAUCAAGCUGAAUGCACCACUUGUCACCAUCCUAAAGCCAACAUUAACAGAAAUUCUUCUAAAUUAGCAUAACAAAACAUUAGUCACUACUAAAUCUCACACUUAACAUUAAUCUUACACAAAAAAAACAUUAUAUUGCACUUAAUUUUAGCAUUUUCACUCUCUUUUGAGUGCCAUCGGCAAAGCAUGCUGGGAAACAGUAUCCCAGCCAUUUCAGCCAUUAAACUUAAAUUUUUGUCUAAAUUAAAAUAAAUAAUUUCAUAAAACUCAAAACAAUGAAACAGUUCAGUUUACAAAUAUAUCAGUUCUGUGAACUUGAAAGAAAAAGAAAGUGCUAAAUACUCAUAAAAAUUAAUUUGACUGAACUAAUUCGUCGAAUUUAAGUUUGUCCUACUCAAACCAAUUAAUAAUUUUGACCGUUAGGGUUUACAGUGUAAAUAAAUUAACUAAAAGUACGUUAAAACAGUUCUGGUAAUUUAUUUAAUAUAGAAUGUCUGUGUUUAUAUCCUUUUAAAUCGAGACACAGCCUAUACGUCGAUCCCUUUAGUCAUUUACCACGUUUUUUGAGUCAUCACAUGACAAUUACAUCACUUUCUUUCUACUAUAUAGAGUUCUUCUAGAUCAGUUCCUGCUGUUUUAACCUUGUACAUGAGACUAUCUCUUUAAAGUGUAGUAUGCAAAAAAAUAUUUGCUAAUCAUAACUUUGCUUUGGUAGUGUUUUGGUUCAUAAAUCUGUCUUAAACAUAAUUCAUAUUAUACAAAUGCGUAUAGUAUUAAUCUAUUAUUAUUGGUGUUUUUGUCAGGUUCAGUUUACAUGGAUGGAAACAUAAUGAAGUUUUUGUUUUUGUUUUAUUUUCAGUGAUCUUUGCAUUCAUUCAUUGAUAACGUAUCACAACAUUUUAUUUGAAGAAUUCUCCAAAUCACAAACAGAACAUGGUUCAUGGAUGACUGCACUUCUUUAUAAAAGACUUUUGAGUACAUUUGCGUCACAUUACGGCUUGUGGCUUCACCGAAGACAAAGUCAGAAAAGUACUUAAUAGCAGUAUCAAUAUUUUUCCAAGCUGAAAAUGAUUAUUCAGAAAAGAAAAACUUUAACUUCAAAAGUUUGAUUAAUAAAAAGGGUUUAUAUUUCCUUUACAGAAAUUGUUUCAUCUGUAUCAUUGCUUUUACCAAAGCAAAUUCAGAUUGAAUCGUUGAUUCUGUAUCAUAAGUCCAUGAUGACCUGGAUAAAGUCUUCACUGAAGACGAAAGAGAACAAGCAAUCCCAAAAAUGGACAAAAAACAAUUUUUUGGUUUGUUUUCAAAUGUUUUUUUGCUUGUAAUAUUAGGUAAAUUAUCUUUGUAGCCCUGAUAAGGACAAUAAUAAAAUCUUUAAAAAAAUGACAUGAAGAUGCAUUUAAUGUAAAAGUCAAUGUUGUCUAAUAUAGACAUCAG